Messenger RNA from Phascolarctos cinereus (koala), 1428 nucleotides. It is a transcript of the gene NSUN3, whose product is annotated as NOP2/Sun RNA methyltransferase 3. Gene Ontology annotation, biological process: rRNA methylation. Gene Ontology annotation, molecular function: RNA methyltransferase activity. NCBI's taxonomy places the organism in Eukaryota, Metazoa, Chordata, Mammalia, Diprotodontia, Phascolarctidae. The record is from RefSeq and is a predicted model, not a curated record. Gene Ontology annotation, cellular component: mitochondrial large ribosomal subunit.
UUCCAGGGGAACUGGGCGGGCGAAGAGCACGAGAGUUGGGCGGGGGACGGGCGAGGCGUAGUCUGGGCGGAAGGGCUUGGGACCGCCGAAUUGUGCCCCGCAAUAUCUUUUCCAGGCCUCAGCGUUGGAAAGCGCAUGCGUGUUCAGUGAGCUGCUUUGGAGCCCUGCUGCUCGUCACCGCCGGGUCGGCGUAGGGGUGCUGCUCUGGACGGGAUGGUGCUGAGCCGGCUGAAACCACAGUCAGAAAGGAAGCUUACAAAACAGAUUUGCAAAGUUGUGUUGGAUCAUUUUGAAAAGCAGUAUAUCAAAGAACUUGGAGAUUCAUGGAUUACAAUAAGGGAUAUCUUAACAUCUCCAGCAUGUUGGCAACAUGCAGUCCUUUUUAAUAGAUUCAACUAUCCUUUCGAACUGGAGAAGGAUUUGCAACUGAAGAGAUAUCACACCCUUCUUCAAGGAUAUUUUCCCAACUGUCCUAAAUCACUCAUAUGCUACGUUAGUAGAAUUCCUGGACGAAUACCUUCAGAGAGACAUCAGUUUGGUAAACUUAAAGGAUAUUAUCUUCUAAAUGCUGCCUCCCUUCUCCCAGUGUUGGCUCUGGAAUUACAAAAUGGGGAAAGAAUUUUGGAUAUGUGUGCUGCUCCUGGGGGUAAAUCGAUAGCUCUUCUACAGUGUGCCUUUCCAGGUUAUUUUCACUGUAAUGAGUACGAUAGCCUGAGAUCAAGGUGGUUGAAGCAGACACUAGAAUCCUUCAUCCCACAACCUAUGACACAUAUAAUAAAAGUAUCCGAAUUGGAUGGCAGAAAGAUAGGAGAUAAUCAACCCGAAAUGUUUGACAAGGUUUUAGUUGAUGCCCCGUGUUCAAAUGAUCGAAGUUGGCUGUUCUCUUCUGAUACCCAGAAGGCAUCCUGUAGGUUGAACCAAAGAAAGGAAUUGCCUAUUAUGCAGAUAGAACUACUAAGAUCUGCAAUCAAGGCAUUGCGUCCUGGAGGAUCACUUGUUUAUUCUACAUGCACCCUUUCCAAGGCAGAAAACAUUGAUGUUAUUGAUCAAAUCCUAAAUUCUCAUAGUAAUAUAAUCCCAGUGGACAUGAAGGAAAUGGCCAGUGCAGUGUCUCAUGAGUUCACAUUUGCUCCUAGUGGACAGGAAUAUGGGUUGUUGGUGCUUCCAGACAAAGGUAAAGCCUGGGGCCCGAUGUUUGUAGCAAAAUUAAACAAAUCAAUAUCCUGAACAUAUGUUUUAUAAAUCAUAUAGACAAAUUGUUCUUUUUUGUAUGAUUUGUGCAUAGGAAUAUGUAAAUAGUUAUGCUGAUACUAUUCUUAGGUAUUUGGAAUUUUAGUCUAUUACAUUUGCAUUUUAUCCCCUCAUAUGGAAUCUAUGCUUGAAGCUUUUUUUUCUUGGAAAUACAUCAUUAAAAAUUAUUUAAAGUGG